AUGGCGGCGCGGAAGCAGCCCUGGAUCGCCCCCGGCGACGGCGUGGACCACCUCACCGCGCUGCCGCUCGAGCUCCGCGCGCAGAUCGUCGCCUCCCUCCCGUUCUGGCAGAUCGUCCAGCUGUCGGCGCUGUCCCGGCCGUGGCGCCGCAUCCACCACCACGCGCCCGUCGUCAGGCUCCGCAUCUACGAGUUCGUCUGCAUGGAGGACCGCUCCCGCUCCCUCCCUGGCUUCGACGAGGGCGCGAUCCUCAGCCUCCGCCUCGCCCUCGCCCGCCGCGCGCAGGACGAGACCGCGCCCAAGGUGGACACCCUCGACCUCGACUACAGCGUCGCCGACCCGCGCCACGCCGACCACCUCAUCGCGCUCGCCGACGCGCGCGAGAUCAUCCUCGACGUCCCCUACAACGGCAACCCCGCGUCCGUGCGGGUCCCGUGGAGGCUGGAUCUGCCGCCCGCGGCGCGCCGCCUGCACGUCGACGGGGACUACAUGCACCUCGCGCCCGCCAUCGCCGGGCCCGGCGCCGCCACCCUGCACAGGCUCCGCCUCGACAACGCGUCGCUCGCCGAGUGGCCGCGCCUCCCUUCCCUGCGCUCCCUGGCCCUCGACAACGUCAUCGUCCAGGCGCCGUUCACGCCGGCCGAGUGGUGCCCGCUGCUCGAGCACCUGGCCGUCUCCAUCUCCGCGGUCGAGCAGGCCCGCGUCGACAUCCGCCUGCCGCUUCUCAAGAGCCUCGACAUGGAGGACGUCGACAUCCGCCCGCACCGCGACUCCCUCGAGCCGUUUGGGGAGGUCACGAUCGACGCGCCGGAGCUGGAGGAGCUCGUGCUGACCUGCGCGUCCGGGGGCACCACGGAGUAUAGGUCGUUCACGCUAAGGGCGCCGCGGCUACGAUACCUGCGCUAUCACAACCAUAUCGCCGGCCGCGUCGACGUCGAUGUUGGCCGGCCAGGCAGCGUCAGGGCGGGCUCGAUCAGCUUCGAAACCAAUGAAGAGAUCGCGUGCCCCGAGAUGAAGCUCUGCAGGGUGCAGAUGAUGCGGAUGCUCGAGGGCCUCCUCCCGGAGCUGUCGCCGGAGGACGUCGCCGACGCCGCGAGGCCUCACAUGACGCUCGACAAGUACAGUGUGGAGAGCUUUGAUAGUGGCAAGAUGAUCCCGGAGGAGAGGCUCACCUGCGACCUCAGCGCCCUCAUGUCCUCGCUCAAAGUCUGACGAACGCCUAUUGGUGCUGCAGCCGCAUGACAGCAAACUUGCAGUGCCAACUCUGGAGUUGAUCUUAUGGAAGUCCAGCAAAGCAAGUGCAAGUCUGAACAUUUCUUGCUGUUCUAUCGUCUGCUGCAUAGACUGUAAUCGCAUUACAUUUUUCUGCUACUUCAGCGAAGUUUAGUUGAACUUAAGCAUGACCCUUUCUGAAGAUCUUAAAAUCUUUGAUGCUCCCUGCACAACGCUGUGUAGGUGACAAUUGCAAACGACAUACUUUUGGAACUCUGAAAGUGAUAUGUUGUGGAAGCUCAGCAACCGCAAGGCAUGUGGAAGCCCAAA
Molecule: messenger RNA, 1542 nt
Organism: Panicum virgatum (switchgrass)
Lineage: Eukaryota; Viridiplantae; Streptophyta; Magnoliopsida; Poales; Poaceae
Exons: 2
Coding region: 1-1212 (403 amino acids)
Molecular function (GO): protein binding
Source: RefSeq, a predicted model, not a curated record